Messenger RNA from Oryza sativa Japonica Group (Japanese rice), 893 nucleotides. RefSeq lists its product as uncharacterized. The record is from RefSeq and is a predicted model, not a curated record. Lineage: Eukaryota; Viridiplantae; Streptophyta; Magnoliopsida; Poales; Poaceae.
AUGUGGACUAGUACUUCCUGGUUGGGCACACGUGUCUCCACGUGGUUGGUCCAGACGAUGACUAAAUCAGUUUUAAUCUUCACGCGUUUGCUUACUCCUAUAUAUAUAUGUACCCAUUUGAACUAGAUUUCUCAUCAGCUCAGAGAUUGUUCAUUUGUUCCAUUGCUUCUUCUCUUGAUCACUUGCUACCUCACUACUGCGAUUUGCCAACAAUUUUUUUGGUUUUUGGAUGGCCAUGUCGUCGUCGAUGUCAUUGCUUACGUCGCCGGCCGAGCUCGGCCGGCGCGGGCCGGCGUUGAAGGCGAGGAGGUCGUCGCCGGCGGCGUGCUGCGCCUUCCGGCGAGACCAGUACAGCGGCGGGGCGCUGGUGGACUCGAGCAUGGCGGUGCUCCGGCGGAGGAUGAGGGAGGCGAGGAUGGCGGAGAACAACUACGAGGCGCCGGCGGGGUGGUCGGCGUGGGAGAAGCGGUACUACCCGGCGUACGUCUCCGACGUGUCCGCCGCCGUCGGCGCGCUGCAGCUGCUGCUCAUGGGCACCCGCCCCAGCGUCGCCAUCGCCGCCGCCGCGCUGCUGUUCGCCGGCGUGCCGGUCUCCGCCGUCGCCGCCGUGCACCACCUGGCGCAGCUGGCGGCGGAGUCCGCCGUGCUCCUGCAGCACCACGUCGUUCCUUGACCGGAUCAUCAUCUCUACCUUGCAGCUAAAAUGUUGCCUGAAACUGAUUUCCAACUUGUAAACAAGAGUGUGUUAGAAAGGAAUUAACCCUGCAUUAUUAUCGCAGUGUUAAAUGUAGAUAGAAUGAUAUGCUAUACACAGCUGAUCUUGUGUAGUUGAUCUUAAAUUUAAUUUGUUGGUGAUUUUAUAAGAUAAUGAAAGUUUUAUUAAACUCAAUCAA